Argentina anserina (silverweed cinquefoil) is the source of this 1961-nucleotide messenger RNA. RefSeq names its product uridine kinase-like protein 3. Gene Ontology annotation, molecular function: ATP binding; kinase activity. Gene Ontology annotation, cellular component: cytoplasm. The record is from RefSeq and is a predicted model, not a curated record. The transcript has 15 exons. The coding region runs from base 141 to 1580 and encodes 479 amino acids. NCBI's taxonomy places the organism in Eukaryota, Viridiplantae, Streptophyta, Magnoliopsida, Rosales, Rosaceae.
GCCGCGGCUCCCACUAUAUAAACCCAUCGGGAUCCGUCUGUAUCACCCCUCAUCAUAUCUCUCUCUCUCCCCAAACCAAAAUUUCUUCCAACAAUUUUUGGCGUCGUAAUCUCACUUUCCCUCUCUAGAAAUCUCGGUCCAUGCUCAUGGGUUCAAAUUCAGUUGUAGAUAUGAUAGAGGCCUCCUCAGGGGUUCAUUUUUCUGGAUUUCACAUGGAUGGCUUAGAGCAAAGGCUGAAGAUUGAGCCACCGACAACCUCAAAUGAAAACAUGCAUAAGCAGCCUUUCGUUAUUGGGGUUGCUGGUGGGGCAGCAUCUGGCAAGACCACAGUUUGUGACAUGAUUAUACAGCAGCUUCAUGAUCAGCGUGUUGUUCUUGUUAACCAGGACUCUUUUUAUCAUAAUCUGACCAGCGAGGAACUUAAAAGGGUUCAUGAAUACAACUUUGACCAUCCUGAUGCUUUCGACACGGAGAAACUAUUAUCUUAUAUGGACAAGUUGAAGCAUGGGCAAGCAGUAGAUAUUCCAAAUUAUGAUUUCAAAAGUUACAAAAACAAUGUGUUUCCGGCUAGAAGGGUAAACCCUUCAGAUGUCAUAAUUUUGGAAGGCAUUCUUGUUUUCCAUGAUCCUCGUGUUCGAGAGUUGAUGAAUAUGAAGAUAUUUGUUGAUACAGAUGCUGAUGUGCGGUUGGCUAGGAGGAUAAGGCGUGAUACGGUUGAGAAGGGAAGGGAUAUUGGUACCGUUCUUGAUCAGUAUUCACAAUUUGUAAAGCCAGCUUUUGAUGAUUUUAUUCUUCCUACAAAGAAGUAUGCUGACAUCAUUAUACCUCGUGGUGGAGAUAAUCACAUAGCCGUUGAUUUGAUUGUACAACAUAUCCGCACUAAGCUAGGUCAACAUGACCUCUGUAAAAUAUAUCCUAAUUUAUAUGUCAUUCAAUCAACCUUUCAGAUACGGGGUAUGCAUACCCUCAUACGUGAUUCUCAAACAACAAAGCAUGAUUUCGUUUUCUAUUCUGACCGAUUAAUUCGUUUGGUUGUUGAGCAUGGCCUGGGACACCUACCUUUUACUGAAAAACAGGUCAUCACUCCAACUGGGUCUGUGUAUAUUGGUGUGGAUUUUUGUAAGAGAUUAUGCGGUGUAUCUGUCAUUAGGAGUGGUGAGAGUAUGGAGAAUGCUUUGCGAGCAUGUUGUAAAGGUAUCAAGAUUGGCAAGAUUCUUAUUCAUAGAGAAGGUGACAACGGUCAGCAGCUAAUUUAUGAAAAGCUACCGAACGACAUUUCUGAGAGGCAUGUAUUGUUGUUGGAUCCUAUCUUGGGAACAGGAAAUUCGGCUGUUCAGGCUAUUUCUCUUCUUCUAAAGAAGGGUGUACCAGAGUCCAACAUCAUAUUUCUCAAUCUCAUAUCUGCACCUCAAGGUGUGCAUGUAGUCUGCAAACGCUUCCCCAGAAUAAAGAUUGUGACAUCUGAGAUUGAAACUGGUCUGAAUGAUGACUUUCGUGUCGUGCCUGGCAUGGGGGAGUUUGGGGAUAGAUAUUUUGGAACUGAUGACGAUGAUCUGGAAGGGGUGCCUCCAUCGAAGUAGCUUAUGGAAACUGCUCUUUGGUCCCACCCAUGAUCAACUUGAGUUAUUUUCAGCAAUGAUAAUGCUGGGUUAUGCAGUUUCAAUGUUGGGAAAAUUUUGACUUUCAAGUCCAGAACCACCAUCCUUUGAAUGUUUCUUUUGUUAUAUAGGGUCUUCCGUUCUCUUACAAAUGUAUUUUACAUAUGACAAUAAUGUCAUCAAGGUUGGGGUUGGACAGCGAGUUUACGAAAGCAGGCAGUGACUGUGCGCCUAGAUAGCCAAGCUAGCUCCCGUUGAAAUGACUUCGCAUAUGUAUGGCUUAAGAGGGAAGCAAUAUUCUGGCACCCGGCAUGUAAUGUACUUAAUGAACCAAGACUUUUUAUGAUAAAUCAUUCUUACUUU